Molecule: messenger RNA, 981 nt
Organism: Megalops cyprinoides (Indo-Pacific tarpon)
Lineage: Eukaryota; Metazoa; Chordata; Actinopteri; Elopiformes; Megalopidae
Product: C3a anaphylatoxin chemotactic receptor-like
Exons: 1
Coding region: 1-981 (326 amino acids)
Biological process (GO): phospholipase C-activating G protein-coupled receptor signaling pathway; positive regulation of cytosolic calcium ion concentration; inflammatory response
Cellular component (GO): plasma membrane
Molecular function (GO): complement receptor activity; G protein-coupled receptor activity
Source: RefSeq, a predicted model, not a curated record
AUGCAUUUGCCCUCUAUAAUCAUCUACAGCUUGGCAUUUCUCCUUGGCACAACUGGCAAUGGGCUGGUGAUCUAUGUGACAGGUUUCAACAUGAAGAAGACAGUGAAUGCUGUUUGGUUCCUCAACCUUGCGGUGGCAGAUUUUCUUUUCACAGCUUUUCUGCUUUUCAGCAUCGUCAAUUUGUAUAAAGAGUUUGACUGGCCCUUUGGAGAGUUCCUGUGCAAACUCAACACCCUGGUUGGGGCACUCAACAUGUUUGCCAGCAUCUUCAUCCUGACAGCCAUUAGUCUUGACCGCUGCCUGGCUACAUGGGUGGUUGUGUGGGCCCAGAACAAGCGCACACCACGCAAGGCUGAGAUAAUCUGCAUUAUCAUCUGGGUAGCUGCCUUAGUAUGCAGUCUCCCCUUCCCUCUCUUCCGGGUCGUCAAAAUCUACAAUACCACCAACUGGAGAGUAUGCCAGUAUGAAUUUCCCAAUGGUUUACAGACCUACAAGCAGCUGAUAAUCUUUCGCUUUGUUGUGUGUUUCCUCAUCCCCUUCCUGAUCAUCGUGGGGUCAUACUUGGCUAUUUGUGUGCGGAUCAGAUCCCUCCACAGAGAGAGGACCUUCAAGUCCAUCCGAGUCAUCCUGGCCGUGAUCCUGGCCUUCUUUGUCUGCUGGCUUCCCUUUCACGUCUUUCAAUUUCUGGAUCUAAAGAGUAAAUUACAACCCGGUUCAAUCCCCAAUGAGGCUGUUGUGAAUGUAGGGUUGACAGUGUCCUCCAGCUUGGCCUUCUUCAAUAGCUGUCUAAACCCAUUUCUGUAUGUCUUCAUGUGCAAGGACUUCAAGAAUAAGUUCCGUAAGUCAUUCCAGGCAGUCCUGGAAGGGGCUUUCUCAGAGGAUUUCUACUACUUCAGAAAUUCACGCAGGUCUCAGUGCUCCCGCAGUUCCCUGUCAACGGGAAUGGAGCACAGAAACCAUACUGCCACCUCACUAGUCUGA